AUUUUGGAGGGCGGACCGCGUGUGCACUGGGACAUGUAGACACAUGAUAGCAGUUUGGCGCGCUUCUUACGGUUUUGUGUGAUGUCCUGAGUGAUCAUCAAAUGUGGAGGAGCAGGUUUCUCAGAGCUGCAGGUUGUCUCUUACAGGCAACGGUCUGUAGUCCUCAUAAACCUUCUCAUCUUCCUCACUUGAGAUAUUUAUCUUCUUACCAGCCCUUUCUCAAUCCAGUCCUGCAGCGCUAUUUGAGACCACCAUCGUCUACAUGGUAUUGUCCUGAAAGCCAUUUAACCCCCACAGUUGCCUUAUAUUUCUGCAGAACUUUAAGAAAAGAUGCAAAGACUGUCAUCGAUUUCGACCAGCCCCUCACUGUCACUGACAUCAAACAAUACCUUCGUUUUAAAGAAAUCCCUUUCCACGAUGGCCACAGCUGCUUACAUGCUCCCAGUAUUUUUAUGGCACCCCUGCCUGAAGGAUCGGGACGGGAAAACUUCUCGCUGUUCAUCGAUAAAACCACCGGACAGUUUUUAUGCAAGGACACUUUAGUAGAAGGAAACUGGGAGGACUUCCAGGACUGCCUCGAGGUGAUGCUGAACGAAGGCCAAACCUCCAUCAGCCCCAAUGUUCUCCUAGGGUUUCCGGAGAGCCCAGAGGAGCAGGAGGAACGAGGGAUGGAGUUGAAGGAGGUGCAGAGAAUUUGGAGUAGCUCCGUGCCUUUUUCCGACCUUAUGGAAGACGAGGUGCAGCUUAUUAAAGCCAUGUUUCAGAUCACCAAACUCACCAAUGCUACGUUAAAGAAAUUCGGAGUCCGGUUCUUCAAGCCUACCAAGAGUUUGGUGUUCCCUUGGUUUGGUGGACAGCAUUCGGGACUUCGCGGUGUUAAAUUGCUUUCGGCCUCAACAAGGGAUGACGGACGUGUGGUUUAUAAUGAAGCCACGGUACCAAAAGUGUCUAGUUAUCACAACCUCUUUGGCCUGCCUUUGAUAGGACGCAAGGAUGCCGAGGUUGUGUUGACGGGACGUGAGGUGGAUAGCAUGGCGGUGAGUCAGGCUACCGGUCUGCCAUCUUUGGCCUUGCCACGGGGUGUAAGCUGCCUACCACCGAUCCUCCUACCGUAUUUGGAGCAGUUCAAGAAAGUCACACUGUGGCUGGGUGGAGAUAUGCGCUCUUGGGAAGCCUCCAAAAUCUUCUCCAGGAAACUCGGACUGAAACGCUGCUCUCUUGUCCGGCCCGGGGAGUUUCAGCCGUGUCCCGGUGAGGCAUUGGCGCAGGGAAGGAACCUGGCGCGAAUCGUCAAAGCUUCGAUCCCUGCUGCCCACAAGUCCAUCGUGUCCUUCAAGCAGCUCCGGGAGGACGUGUACGGGGAACUGGCUAAUGUGGAGCAGGUGGCUGGAAUACAGUGGUCUCGAUUCCCUGAGCUUAACCGAAUCCUGAAAGGACAUCGCAAGGGGGAGCUGACCGUCUUUACAGGUCCCACGGGCAGUGGAAAGACCACCUUCAUUAGUGAGUGUGCUCUAGAUCUGUGCAUGCAGGGCGUCAACACAUUAUGGGGCAGCUUUGAAAUCAACAAUGUGCGUCUGGCUAAAAUUAUGCUGACACAGUUUUCCAAGCAAAGGCUGGAGGAGAACCUGGACCAAUAUGACAUGUGGGCGGACAAGUUUGAGGACCUGCCUCUCUACUUCAUGACCUUCCAUGGACAGCAGAACAUCAAGACUGUUUUGGAUACCAUGCAGCAUGCCGUUUACGUUUAUGACAUCAGUCACGUGAUCAUUGACAACCUGCAGUUUAUGAUGGGCCAAGAAAAUCUGUCCGUGGACAAGUUUGCAGUACAAGAUCACAUCAUCGGCGUCUUCAGGAAGUUCGCCACAAACAGCUGCUGUCACGUGACUUUAAUUAUCCACCCUCGGAAAGAAGAGGAUGAUAAAGAGCUGCAGACGGCAUCUAUCUUUGGCACGGCUAAGGCCAGUCAGGAAGCAGAUAAUGUGCUCAUCCUCCAGGAGAAGAAGCUGGUGACAUGUCCAGGCCGGAGGUCCCUGCAGGUGGCCAAAAAUCGAUUCGACGGGGACGUGGGGGUCUUUCCCUUAGAGUUUAAUAAAGCCUCGCUCACCUUCUCGGCUCCUGUGAAGGGAAAGCAAAAGCUACGGAAGGUGAAAGUGGAUGUCAAUGAAAGCAUAGAGGAAACACAGGAAGCUGAACUGAAGGAAAAGAGAGAGAAACCUCUUAAAACUGCUAAAACCAAGACAUCAAAGGCUGUCAAGGGGUCGACAGCAGCAAAAAGCACUGCGGAUUGAGAAGAAAGAAGAGAAUUUGUUAUUUACAUGAAGUCAAAUACAGUGUGUAAUGCGUGGAAAUGAAAUGGUGGAUUGCUGCAACAAAGCAAACUUCAGUGUUGGGUUAUCUGGAUGGAUUUAUGUGAGGUGGUGGUCAAUAUCUCAUGUCUCAUUGCAUUAAGAUAUAAAUGACACGCAUUGUAUGUCAGAAGCUUUAAAUCUUCUUAAGGAAAUUUUUUAUACGUUUCUGAUGUUUUAUAUGAUCUAAAAUGCAACAAAAUAAGUCGUUUUCAAGACAGAUUUAAAGCACUUGUAAUCUAAUACGGGACCCCAAACCUGCAUUUGUAGAAAUCUUGUCAUACAUUUCAUGUCAUCAAUGUAAAUAUGGAUUAUGUAAAAAAAAAAAAAAGAAGAUAUGUGAGCUUUUUCUAUUUCAUCGUCAUUGCUACUGUUGGAGAAAAGUGUCAAAUAUAAAUAAGCUAUUUCAAGGUAAAUGUGAAUAUUCUUAAUAAAAGUUUUAUAGAA
This is a messenger RNA of Danio aesculapii, 2792 nucleotides long. RefSeq names its product twinkle mtDNA helicase (gene twnk). Lineage: Eukaryota; Metazoa; Chordata; Actinopteri; Cypriniformes; Danionidae. Gene Ontology annotation, biological process: mitochondrial DNA replication. The coding region runs from base 102 to 2288 and encodes 728 amino acids. The transcript has 6 exons. Gene Ontology annotation, cellular component: mitochondrion. Gene Ontology annotation, molecular function: 5'-3' DNA helicase activity; ATP binding; single-stranded DNA binding. The record is from RefSeq and is a predicted model, not a curated record.